AUGAAGGCCAAAAUCGCCGAACACUUUACGCCUAAUAAAAUAGUAGCUAUAGGCAUAGCCCAGAGGAAGGCCAAAACCACCCGUUUAGGAUACCUCACGCCUAGUAAGGAACCCGAAACCGUCGGUUUCGACGAAGAGUUCGUGGACGAGGAUGAUAUUAUCGAAGGGUAG
This is a messenger RNA of Neurospora tetrasperma FGSC 2508, 171 nucleotides long. RefSeq lists its product as uncharacterized. The record is from RefSeq and is a predicted model, not a curated record. The coding region runs from base 1 to 171 and encodes 56 amino acids. The transcript is spliced from 2 exons. Lineage: Eukaryota; Fungi; Ascomycota; Sordariomycetes; Sordariales; Sordariaceae.